Molecule: messenger RNA, 2678 nt
Organism: Spizellomyces punctatus DAOM BR117
Lineage: Eukaryota; Fungi; Chytridiomycota; Chytridiomycetes; Spizellomycetales; Spizellomycetaceae
Product: ATP-dependent metallopeptidase HflB
Exons: 4
Coding region: 105-2507 (800 amino acids)
Biological process (GO): mitochondrial protein processing; protein-containing complex assembly
Cellular component (GO): m-AAA complex; membrane
Molecular function (GO): ATP hydrolysis activity; ATP-dependent peptidase activity; ATP binding
Source: RefSeq, a predicted model, not a curated record
CAGAUCGGGUUAUCCAAACUGCGGAAAAAAGAUCAGAUAUCUGGCAGUAGACUGUAGGACCUGGGUACUAUAGAGGGUUUUCACGUUCAUUAUCGAUUUACAUUAUGGCCUCCCUACUACAAAAUGGGAGAGCCCUUUGGCGAAACACUCGCCACCUGUCCGCAGCUCCCACCUGGCAUUCAUUCACACGCAAAUCCAUUCACUGUCUGACACAUACGCGACAGCCGUUGGCCCGCAGUCGCCUAUUAUCAUUGCUAGAGACGCAGAGUUGGGGGUCGAUACGGAGCAUGGCGUCCGAAAGUGACCCGAAAACGAAUGACGAGGAGCGGAGAUUGCCAAAGGGGUUUGAGCAUUUUGCCAAGCCGCCAAAGAGAGAGCCAAAGGAGAAGGAGCGUGAAAAUGAGGAAGAAGAGAGUUCGCGGGAGGAGACGGGACGGCGACAAAAGAAGAGGGAUAGUGAGGGUGCAGAAGACAAAGGGAAAAGCGGCAAGAUUCCAAAACCUCCGCCACCAAUAGAGAUCUUUACAAUCAAGAUCAACCCCAACAUGGUCCUCCUCUACGGUCUGCCCGCCGCAUUUUUGCUAUACAACUUUUGGUCCAGCUACUCUUCCGAACAGCAAAUAACAUGGCAAGAUUUCCGCGCCAACAUGCUCGACAAGGGCUAUGUUGACCAUCUGGAAGUCGUCAACAAAAGCAUUGUACGCGUGUACCUCCGUCCUGAUGCUCCCCAACUUCGUUCGUCAUCUCAUGGUCCUUUGCCCGCCAACCAACCCCACUACUACUUUACGAUUGGGAGUGUAGAGUCGUUUGAGAGAAACUUGGAGUUGGCGCAACGGGAGCUUGGGAUCCCUGCACGGGAACGUAUACCAGUGACCUAUGUUAAUGAGCUCAGCACCAUGUCCAUUUUGCUGAACUUGGCGCCAACAUUUUUGAUGGUGGGUGUCUUGUUCUGGCUAUCGCGGCGGGCGGCUGGUGGUGCGAGUGGUGGACAAGGCAUCUUUGGAAUCGGCAAGUCGAGGGCGAAGCUAUACAACCAUGAAACAGAGGUCAAGGUCAAGUUCAAGGAUGUAGCAGGGAUGGAUGAGGCCAAGGAGGAAAUUAUGGAGUUUGUAAAGUUUUUAAAGGACCCUGCGCGAUACGAGCGGUUGGGGGCAAAGAUUCCCAAGGGUGCAAUUUUGUCGGGGCCUCCUGGAACGGGUAAAACGCUCUUGGCCAAAGCCACGGCAGGAGAGGCGGGUACACCAUUUUUAAGCGUAUCUGGAUCCGAGUUUGUGGAGAUGUUUGUAGGAGUCGGCUCGUCCCGUGUGCGAGACCUCUUUGCCAACGCCAAAAAACAUGCCCCGUGCAUUAUUUUCAUUGACGAAAUUGAUGCGAUUGGAAAGGCGCGUGGAAGGGGUGGAUACGCCGGUGGAAAUGAUGAACGGGAGAGCACACUCAACCAACUGUUGGUUGAAAUGGACGGGUUUGGAUCGAGCGAGCACGUGGUUGUGCUGGCGGGUACUAACCGGCCUGAUGUUCUUGACCCGGCGUUGCUCCGACCUGGCCGAUUCGACCGACACAUUGCCAUCGACCGGCCUGACAUUAAGGGCCGAGUGGAGAUCUUCAAGGUGCAUCUCAAACCUAUCAAAACGACCGAGGACAUUGAAAAGCUUGCUCGGAAAUUAGCAGCAUUGACUCCAGGCUUUUCUGGAGCGGAUGUUCACAACGUCUGUAACGAAGCCGCCCUCAUUGCUGCCCGACAGCUCUCUGAUUCCGUCACGGAGAAGCAUUUUGAGGCUGCCAUCGAACGUGUUAUUGCUGGUCUCGAAAAGAAAUCCCGUGUCCUCUCUCCCGAAGAAAAGAAGAUUGUUGCUCAUCACGAAGCCGGACACGCUGUUGCUGGAUGGUUCCUCCAACACGCCCACCCCCUCCUCAAAGUCUCCAUCAUCCCCCGUGGAGUCGGCGCCCUCGGGUACGCACAGUACCUUCCAAAAGAAGAAUACCUGCACUCCACCUCUCAAAUGCUCGACAUGAUGUGCAUGACCCUCGGCGGCCGUGCGUCCGAGCAAAUCUUUUUCAAGUCGAUCACAACGGGUGCACAAGAUGACCUCCAAAAAGUGACGAAAAUGGCAUACGCCCAAGUCAUGACGUACGGCAUGACGAAACUUGGUCACAUCUCAUACGGCAACCCGAACGGCGAACAGCAGUUCCAGAAACCUUAUUCUGAAGAAACUGCCAAACUCAUUGACGAAGAAGUUCGGGGCAUUAUUGCAUCUGCUUACGAGCGUACUGUCCAGCUUCUCACGGACCGAAGUGCUGAAGUCAAAAAAGUCGCAAACUUGUUGUUGGAAAAGGAAGUUAUUGGUCGGGAAGAUAUGAUUAAACUUUUGGGACCUAGACAAUGGCCGGAUACUGGCAACUAUGUGGAGUACCUCGGCACUCCAGAAGGGCAGGACGCACACGAGUUGGUGGAACAGUUGAAACAAGAAGAACAGAAAAAGAAAAAGGAUGCUGAGAGUGAUGCAUAGAAUUUCGAUAUCAUUAAUUUUGGUGUUUGAUGUGAUGAUUUUUUUUACAAGAAACAUCUGGUUUAAACAACGUGUCUGUGAUUGGAGAUUGACCUCUUAAAGAUACCUCAUUCUGAUUUUUCACUAUUGGUUUAUGUGUACGGAUUUGGGCUUUGAGUGAAUCGCAUGAUA